Kalmanozyma brasiliensis GHG001 is the source of this 312-nucleotide messenger RNA. Its product is annotated as Ribosomal protein S14. Gene Ontology annotation, biological process: translation. The record is from RefSeq and is a predicted model, not a curated record. Bases 1 to 312 code for a protein of 103 amino acids. Gene Ontology annotation, molecular function: structural constituent of ribosome. Lineage: Eukaryota; Fungi; Basidiomycota; Ustilaginomycetes; Ustilaginales. The transcript has 2 exons. Gene Ontology annotation, cellular component: ribosome; mitochondrial small ribosomal subunit.
AUGCCAGUCCGACCGAACGCCCGUGUCCUCCGCGACAUGGCCACGCGACAAGCCGUCCAGUCCAACGAACUCGUCCGUCGCGCCUUCAAAUACAUCGCUCGCAACACCACAUUACCACAGCGAGUCCGUCACCAAGCGCAACUUCAGCUCAAUCAGUUCCCCAACAAGACAAGACCAGUCAGCGUCUCCAACCGAUGCACCGAGACGGGGCGCGGAAGGGCGGUCAUCUCCGAGUUCGGGUUGUGCAGGUACCAGUUCAGGUUGAAGGCGCUAGCGAACGAGCUGCCAGGCGUCAAGAAGGCCUCCUGGUAG